UUCUACAGUGAUACUUCUGACAUCGAUCCGUCAAUUCCGACAUUAGUUUUAUAAACUACUAACCAAUAUAGUAAAGAGAGCUUUUUAUAACUCAAUUUUUAUUUUAAUAAAGUUUUAUAUCGAAAUGAUCAAUAUUCAUAAAAAAAAUUAUAUAUUCUAAGAGAACAGUCAAAUGAAUAGUUGAUUAUAAUAUAGAACUUACAUAUUAUAAAACUAAUAAAAUUAUAAAUUAUAAUGUGUAUAAUAUAAAUAAAAAAAUAGUAUACAAAGAUAACAUAUAAAAAAGUACGAUUUUAAUUUAAUGAACAUGCGAAAUAAUAAAAAAAUAAGAAGUUUUUUUUAUAUAAUAUUGUAUCUAAUAAAAAUAUAAAAGAAUAUUUAAAAAAAAAUUUUAAGAAUUUUUGGAAAGAUUAACAAACAAUUAAUUUAAUAAUAUAACUAUAAGUAAUGCAACAAUUGAAAUCGACAGAUAUCGAAAAAAAAUGAAGAAAUUGUUUCUAUAUUUUCUCUCCAUUGUCAUAUUUAUCCUGGUAAUAAUAAUAUUCUUAAAUGAUGAUUUCAUUGAAGAAGAUGAAUUUGAACCGAUAAGACAAAACAUUGAUAAUAUGAAUAUUUCCUGUUACAAUCAAGCGAGCACGUCAGAAAGUCUUCCGAACAUUGAUGCGAAAUUAGAUAACCAAGACACGGAUUGGAAUAUCUUUUUUCACGAAACAUCUUGUUUUGAUGAAAAUGGUUUAGCAUUGAAUGCUCGUCAAGCAUGCGCCGUCGAAUCUGCAGCUAAAAUAAAUCCAGAUAUGAACAUAUAUUUAUUAUUUCUCUCUCCUUCAAAGAUUUCGAGACGAUUCAGAAGAUUAUUUAAACAAUUGCAAACAUAUCCGAAUAUUCAUAUCAGACGUAUCAAACCUGAAGAUUAUAUGAAGAAUACACCUCUUAAUGAAUGGUAUAAAACCGAAAUAUUAAAGAAAAGUAAAUGGCCAAUUAAUCAUAUGUCUGAUAUUUUAAGAUAUCUGACACUUUGGAAAUAUGGAGGAAUAUAUUUGGAUUUAGAUGUUAUUGUCAUCAAACCAAUUAAAUAUUUAGCAAAUUUCGCCGGUGCUGAGGAUAGAAAUCAAGUGGCUGCAGGAGUUAUAGGAUUCGACACUUCGAUGACAGGUCGUCGCAUGGCUAAUGAAUGCAUUCAGGAGAUACGAAAUAAUUUUCGAGGCGAUUUGUGGAAUCACAAUGGUCCUGGUGUAAUUACCAGAAUAUUAAAAAAAAUUUGUUCAACAAAAAAUUUACAGGAUGCAUCCAUGAUUCGAUGUGAAGGUUUCAAAAUUUAUCCUCCUUCCACUUUUUAUCCAAUUCAUUAUAGUAACUGGAAGUCAUAUUUUCAAACAACGAACAAGAAUGCAACAAUGAAAAAAAUAGAAGAGGCGAUAACAAUUCAUGUAUGGAAUAAAUUAAGCAAUGGCGAAAAGGUAAAUGUAAAUAGUGAUAUCCCGUAUAUGAUUAUUGCAAGGAAAUACUGUCCAAAGGUUUUCAAAAAUUGUGGAAACAUAUUUUAAGUAUUAAAGUAUUUCAACUUUAUGAGUUGAGACUUUAAGAUUAUUAAAAUGAAAACUGACCGAGUAACUCAAUUAUUAAAUACGCAUAAUUUUAAAUAUUUAUGUAAUAUAUAUGAUGAUUUCAAUUAUCCAAAUUUUUUAUAAUUAUUACUAAUUUUUUAUAAUAUUACUAUUAAUAUAUCAUGUAGUAAAAAGAUUGAAAAAUACUGUUUUAAAGAAUUAUUAAUAAAUCUAAAAUAGAAAAA
This is a messenger RNA of Apis mellifera (honey bee), 1789 nucleotides long. RefSeq names its product lactosylceramide 4-alpha-galactosyltransferase. Gene Ontology annotation, molecular function: alpha-1,4-N-acetylgalactosaminyltransferase activity. The transcript has 4 exons. The record is from RefSeq and is a predicted model, not a curated record. Lineage: Eukaryota; Metazoa; Arthropoda; Insecta; Hymenoptera; Apidae. Gene Ontology annotation, biological process: glycosphingolipid biosynthetic process. Bases 483 to 1544 code for a protein of 353 amino acids.